UUAACCAAUAAUAUCGACAUACAAAAACCUUAAAAUGAAGCAUUUAAUGUGAUUAAAACGGCUUUUCACCUUGGACUUUCACAAUGAUCAAAGAAACUUGCAUCAUUUACCCAACUAGUAGGCACACAUGCCCAUCUCCACCAUUAGCCAUACCACUUCAUGGUUUAGAUCUUUUGGGUCCACCGAUGGACAUUCACAAUCAUCGGUUUUACCACUCGCCGGGAUGCUCUUUCACUGUUAUUGCCAAUAAACUAAAAACCUCUCUUUCAGAGGCACUUGAACUGUAUCCACCAGUUGCAGGAACUGUGAAGGCGAAAGAAAAUGGCGAAGUUUUUAUCAGCACUGAAGCUAUAGGCACACCAUUCACGACAGAAGUAAUAGAUUCCCCAUAUGUUUGUGAUUUCGAAGGGCUUUCACCACGUAACACACUGCCGAUUCCUUUAUUAUCGCCCUCUUUAGCAGUAAAAGUAACCAAGUUUUCCUGCGGUGUUAUAGUGGUGGCGUCUUCCAUCAAUCAUCAGAUUACUGAUCUUUGUGGCUAUCUCGAUUUUCUAAAACUCUGGUCAAAACUUGCACGAGGGGAAGCUGCUGAUUUCACAAAGAUCCCUACAAGUUGGUUUCAUAAUCCUGGCCGAUUUUUUUCUGAGGCAGGCAAUUAUACAUCUGGUAAUUCACCACCGCCAUUUGAAGUUCUUUCUGCUCCCCUCACUGGUCCACCAGCCCUCUUAUUGGCAACGUCAACUUUUACUCGAUGGAAGAUUACCAAGAGCUCAUUACAGCGAUUAAAGCGAGACUUAUCACCCUCUGCUCCUGAAAAAUGGAUCUCAUCAGGCGAUGCUCUUGUUGCCAUCAUAUCUGGUGCCAUUACAAGAGCUCGUGAAAGCAAAAAAGUGAAAAGACUGGAAGGAAGAUCGCCAGAAGAGUCUCAAAUUGAAGUAAUCUCCAUGGCAGCGGAUGGCCGUGAAAGAGCUCCUGAAGGAAAUAUGGCGGAAGGACAAUACUUUGGUAAUUUCAACGUACUUUUAAGCGGUGAAGUAUGUCGAUCCGACCUGUUAUCUUCAAAAAACGAGGCCGCUUCUCGUGUGGCCCUUGCUAUCCGAAAUACGUUGAAUACCGAACUUUCUCCAGAAGCUGUUAAGUCUAAGAUUUCAUUUUUUGAGGAUCCCAAAAACAUUGAACCUCCGGGUCGCAUUUCUUGGACAGCAGAUGUGAUCUUUACCAACUGGUGCAAAUUUGAUAUGAAAAGUAAAGAUUAUGAUUUAGGCUGGGGUAAACCCUUUUUGGCAACCGAUGGAGCUGGUAGUGUCUUUCCUCCGGGAUACUGCCUGCUAACACAGGAUUAUGACACAAACGAUAUUUUUAUGUUGAUAACAGUCGAGGAACAAGCCGCGGAUGAACUAAUUAGAGACCUGAUGCUCAAUAUGUAUGCUGAGCGCGAGCCUAACCAAAGUUAUAAGGUUUAAUUAUGCUUGCAAGUUCUCCACAAAGAAAUAAAAUAAAUUAAUACCAGAUGAAUCCACUAAAGCAUCUAAACUAAAGCAAUCAAUUUUAACGAGCUCAUAUUAACUCUACAAUUACCUAGGCUAAGUGUGCGAAAUGCACUAUAAAUUAAUUACAAUCCACUAAUCAGUUUAGGAAAUGAUGCUAGUUUUAAUUUUUUUAUCUUUGUCAUUUUGGUCAAGACUAAUUGUUCACAAUGAAUAAACAAAAUUUGUGGAAGGGAUGUCUUUUUGUUUGGCGUUAAAAAAUAUACUUUUAUUUAAAAAUUGAGAUAUGUAUACAGUCCUUCACUCUCACUUCACCGAUACUUUGCA
Mucor mucedo is the source of this 1814-nucleotide messenger RNA. RefSeq names its product transferase. NCBI's taxonomy places the organism in Eukaryota, Fungi, Mucoromycota, Mucoromycetes, Mucorales, Mucoraceae. Gene Ontology annotation, molecular function: acyltransferase activity, transferring groups other than amino-acyl groups. The record is from RefSeq and is a predicted model, not a curated record. The coding region runs from base 84 to 1463 and encodes 459 amino acids. The transcript has 3 exons.